AUGUCUGAAGACACAUCAAAUGAUGUUGCGACUCCGGUCACUCCCAAGAUGAGUGGACUGGCCUUGACUGAAUAUACCGCCGCUCCGACACCCCCCAACGAACGCUCGCAGAGAGUUCCUGGCGUGCCUCCCAACUGGGGCAUCCCUGAGGCUUUCCUGCUGCCCAAUGGCUACCCGGAUUAUCUCCGGUUGAUUUUGACGUCACGAGUUUACGAUGUUAUUGAGGAGACGCCUCUCACUCAUGCAGUCAACAUGAGCAACAGGCUGGAAAGCCGAAUUCUUCUCAAGCGGGAGGAUCUGCUCCCCGUGUUCAGCUUCAAGCUCCGCGGCGCAUACAACAAGAUGGCUCAUUUGAACGAUGAGCAGCGGUGGAAGGGUGUUAUUGCUUGCUCUGCAGGAAACCACGCGCAGGGUGUUGCUUUUUCUGCCCGCAAGCUGAGAAUCCCUGCUACUAUUGUCAUGCCCUCCGGUACCCCCGCUAUCAAACAUUUGAACGUUGCCCGCAUGGGAGGAAGCGUCCUUCUCCACGGAAACGAUUUCGAUGCCGCCAAGGACGAGGCCCACCGGUUGGAGAAGCAGCAUGGUCUGACUAACAUUCCGCCGUUCGACGACCCCUAUGUCAUUGCCGGUCAAGGUACUAUCGGUAUGGAGCUUCUGCGCCAAGCGAACCUGGAUAAGCUGGAAGCUGUCUUCUGUGCUGUCGGUGGGGGUGGUCUCAUUGCUGGCAUUGGUGUCUAUCUCAAGCGCAUUGCUCCCCAGGUUAAGAUCAUCGGUGUUGAGGCUCACGAUGCCAACGCCAUGGCCCAGUCUCUGGACUCUGGCAACCGCAUCUUCCUCAAGGAGGUCGGCCUCUUUGCGGAUGGUGCUGCUGUCAAGUCUGUUGGCGAAGAGACCUGGCGUCUCAGCCGCGAGGUCAUCGACGAUGUCAUCCAGGUGACUACCGAUGAGACUUGCGCAGCCAUCAAGGACGCUUUCGAGGAUACUCGCUCUAUCGUCGAGCCUGCCGGUGCUCUUGCCCUCGCGGGUCUUAAGAAAUAUAUUGCCAAGAACCCCAGCCCUGACCCCAACCGCGAGCUGAUUGCCAUUACAUCCGGUGCCAACAUGGACUUUGACCGUCUGCGCUUUGUUGCUGAGCGUGCUGCCCUUGGUGAGAAGAAGGAGGCUCUUCUAAGCGUCAAGAUUCCCGAGCAGCCUGGCGCAUUCGCCAAGCUUGUUGAGGUUGUUCUGCCCCACGCCGUGACGGCCUUCAACUACCGCUAUGCCCGUGAAGACUCCGCCGAUGUGCUGAUGGGUAUUUCUCUCUCUGCCUCCACUGGUCGUGACGACCUGGCCAAGAUCAUGGAGGAGCUGGAGCGGAAUGACAUGAGCUGCUGCGACCUGAGCGACGAUGAGCUUGCCAAGCGUCACCUGCGCUUCCUUGUCGGCGGCCGCUCUGAAGUUGCCGAUGAGCGCCUCUUCAUGUUCGAGUUCCCCGAGCGCCCAGGUGCUCUGGCCAAGUUCCUCCGUACCCUCCGCCCUAACCAAAAUAUCUCUCUGUUCCACUACCGCAACUAUGGCGGCGAUGUUGGCAAGGUUCUUGCUGGUAUCCAGUGUCCUCCUUCCGAGAAGGAUGACCUUGAGCACUUCCUCCACGAGCUGGGUUAUCCCUUUAGCGAGCAGACCGACUCCCCUACCUAUAAGACCUUCUUGCGUGCCCAAUAA
Penicillium antarcticum is the source of this 1701-nucleotide messenger RNA. Its product is annotated as threonine dehydratase, biosynthetic. Gene Ontology annotation, molecular function: pyridoxal phosphate binding; threonine deaminase activity. NCBI's taxonomy places the organism in Eukaryota, Fungi, Ascomycota, Eurotiomycetes, Eurotiales, Aspergillaceae. The coding region runs from base 1 to 1701 and encodes 566 amino acids. Gene Ontology annotation, biological process: L-threonine catabolic process. The record is from RefSeq and is a predicted model, not a curated record. The transcript is spliced from 3 exons.